AUGGGUAACGUUGUCUCAUGUUCAUUUGAUCCUGUUCUUUCUCGCUUCUUAGAUUGCACUAUUAGAAGGGCAAAACACGUUCGCGACCUCAAAGAUAAUCUCCAAGCCUUGGAGACUGACUUGCAACAAUUAAUUCAAACCAGAAAUGAUGUUACGCGGAGGGUUUGCGUUGAUGAACAAAACCAGAUGAAACGGAUGGACCGUGUUCAAGGCUGGCUUCAAGAGGUGCAAGAGGCAGAAGCCGAAGUUGAUGAACUACUUCAACUCAAAUCUCAACAAACUGACAAAUUAUGUCUUGGAGGCUACUGUUCCAAGAACUGCAAGUCAAGCUAUGAGUAUGGAAAACAAGUGGCUAAAAAGCUGAAAGAUGUGGCUGAGCUAAGGCGUGAGGGAGCUGCUUUCCAACAGGUAGCUGAGAGGGUACCAGAUGACGUUGCAGAUGAAAUUCCUCUUGAACCAACAAUACUCGGAUUGGAAUCCACAUUUGAUAAAGUUUGGAAAUGCCUCGUUGGAGAAGAAGUGGGAAUCAUUGGCAUCUACGGCACCGGGGGAGUUGGCAAAACAACCUUACUAAAACAAAUCAACAAUAAGUUCUGCAAUGAGCUUCAAAGUUUUGAUGUUGUUAUUUGGGUGGUGGUAUCUAGAGUUCCAAAUUUUGAAAAGAUUCAAGAAGACAUUGGCGAAAAGAUAGGUUUAAAGGAUGAAUCUUGGAAGAAAAGAAGUCUUCAAAAGAAAGCUGGGGAUAUCUUCAAGAUAUUGAGUAGCAAGAAGUUUGUUUUAUUGCUGGAUGAUAUAUGGAGCUGGAUUAAUUUAACUGAAGUGGGUGUCCCUAUUCCAAACUCAAAAUCUGUAUCGAAAGUAGUGUUCACAACUCGGUCUUUUGAAGUUUGCGGCUCCAUGAAAGCUGACAAGAAUUUCAAAGUGGACUAUUUGAGAGAUGAGGAGGCUUGGAAAUUGUUUGAGGAGAAACUACAAAGUGAAGUUUUGGACCAUCCUGAUAUUCCUCAAUUUGCAAAAGUUGUAGCCAAAGAGUGUGGUGGACUACCCCUUGCGCUAUUAGCUGUUAGUCGAGCCAUGUCUUGCAAGAACACACCUCAAGAAUGGAGGCAUGCAGCAAAGUUGUUAAGGAACUCAGCAUCUAAAUUUGCAGGUAUGGGGACAGAAGUGUAUACUCUUUUAAAGUUCAGUUAUGAUAGUUUGCCUAGUGACAAAAUUAGAUCUUGUCUUUUAUAUUGUUGUUUAUAUCCAGAAGAUUUUCUGAUUAGUAAACAGCAAUUGAUAGACUGUUGGAUAGGUGAGGGUUUUUUGGAUGACUCUAAUAGAAGCGAAGUAUAUGACGAGGGAUAUUAUAUUAUUGGUAUCCUUGUUCAUGCAUGUUUAUUGGAAGAAGAAAAAGAUAAGGAAGAUGAAAAAGGAGAUUAUCUUGUAAAAUUGCAUGAUGUGAUACGUGACAUGCUUUUAUGGAUAGCUAAUGAUAUUGAGAAGGAAAAAGAAAAUUAUUUAGUUCAAGCAGGCACUGGAUUAACUCAAGCACCAGAGAUUGGAAAAUGGGUUGGAGUAAGAAAAAUAUCAUUAAUAGGCAUUGAUAUGGUUUUGUCACAAACACCUAGAUGCCAUGAUCUCCAAACUUUGUUUCUCAAUAAAGGUGCGUUAUCAUUUGUCUGUGAUAACUUCUUUGACUUUAUGCCUUCUCUUAAAGUUUUGAAUCUGUCAUUUAGUCGUGGGCUUUCUAAAUUACCGGUUGGAGUAUCAAAAUUGGUUUCAUUACAAUAUCUUAAUCUAUCAAGUACACCUAUAAUAAAGCUGCCGGUUGAACUAAAAGCCUUAACAGAUCUUAAAUGUUUGAGCUUGGAGAAUACGACCCGGCUACGAACAAUUCCGCGUCAAUUGAUAUCUAAUCUUCAAAGUUUACGUACAUUGAGAAUGAGAAAAUGUGGUAUCAGUGCUAAAUAUAGAACAAAGGAUAAUGUUUUAUUUGAUGGUGGUGGUGAAGUAUUGGUGGAGGAAUGUGAUUGUUUGGAAUAUUUAAAUGUGCUGUCCAUCACCUUGGGAAGUUACGAUGCUCUCCAAAGACUUUUGAGUUCCGUUAAGUUACAGAGUUGUACUCAAUCUCUAUUCCUUAAAGGCUUUCGUGAGUUAACGUCGUUCAAUAUUGCAGCUCUGGCAACUCUCAGGCAUCUUUGUCAACUAGAAAUUUAUGAAUGGCACGGCUCUGGUAUGGUGAAGGUAGGGGAUGUACAAAAAAUACGGGAACCAUCUAGUUUCUCCAGUCUUCACGAUAUAACACUAUCAAAUUGCAACUGUUUGAGGGAUUUGACAUGGAUUGCUUUUAUUCCAAACCUCAAGUUUCUUUCUAUACACAGUUGUGAUGCGAUGAAAGAAAUCAUCAAUGUUGAAAAAUUGGGUGAAGUUCCAGGGAUGAUGUCAGAUAUAAUCCCUUUUCAGAAACUCCAAUUUCUUUUGUUAGAUUGUCUAAAGAAUUUGAAGAGCAUCUUUGGGAAGGCCUUGCCCUUCCCACAUCUCAAGGAAAUUUAUGUAAGUUUCUGCCCAAAGCUUAUGAAGCUUCCACUGGAUGCCAAUAGUGCAAAGGAACAUAAAAUUGUUAUCGAGGGAGACGAAGAGUGGUGGAAAAAUUUGCAAUGGGAGGACGAAGCCACUCGGAAUGCUUUUCUUCCUUGUUUCUUUCUGGUAUGCAAUUUUAUCUAUAUUUGUUUCAAAAAUUGUUGA
Pistacia vera is the source of this 2727-nucleotide messenger RNA. Its product is annotated as disease resistance protein SUMM2-like. The transcript has a single exon. Gene Ontology annotation, molecular function: protein binding; ADP binding. Bases 1 to 2727 code for a protein of 908 amino acids. The record is from RefSeq and is a predicted model, not a curated record. Lineage: Eukaryota; Viridiplantae; Streptophyta; Magnoliopsida; Sapindales; Anacardiaceae.